AUGGAUUUCCAAGACUAUCGUUUUCAUUGUUUCUUCAUCACAGUCAACUUAUUGUGCCUCCAUAUCCUUUCUGUCUCAGGAGAAAAUGUGGCCAGUAGCAAUGUUUCAACUCCAUUCAAUAUUAGUAGUUUUCCCUCUGAUUUUGUGUUUGGUGCAUCCUCAUCUGCCUAUCAGUAUGAAGGAGCUGUAAAAGAGGAUGGCAAAGGUCCAAGUAUAUGGGAUACAUUUGCACAUAAAUUUCCAGGUAAAAUUUCGGAUAACAGCACUGGCGAUUUAGCAAAUGAUUUUUAUCAUCGUUACAAGGAAGAUGUAAAGCUGAUGGAAUUUAUUGGACUCAAUGCCUUCAGAUUUUCUAUCUCCUGGACAAGAAUUUUACCUCAUGGGAAAUUAAGUAAAGGAGUAAACGAAGAAGGGAUCACCUUCUACAACAACCUCAUUAAUGAGCUCCUGUCAAAAGGCAUACAACCUUUCGUCACAAUAUAUCAUUGGGAUCUUCCUCAAACCCUGCAAGAUGAGUAUGGUGGCUUUCUAAGCCCUCGUGUUGUGGAUGAUUUUAAAGAUUUUGCAGAGGUUUGUUUCAAAGAAUUUGGUGAUAGGGUUAAGCAUUGGUUGACUAUGAAUGAACCAUAUAUAUUCAUAGUAAAUGGUUAUGACUCGGGUGCACUGGCUCCUGGACGUUGUUCUUCUUGGCUGAACAAUGGCUGUCAUGUCGGCAACUCCGCCACAGAGCCUUACAUUGUUGCUCACACCAUGCUCCUUUGUCAUGCCCAAACAGUCAAAUUAUACAGGCAAAAGUACAAGCCGCAUCAGAAGGGCGAAAUUGGCAUAGCUCUUGUGUCUCACUGGUUUGUGCCGUACUCCAAAAGCCAAGUUGAUAAGAAAGCAGCUCAACGGGCCCUUGAUUUUAUGUAUGGAUGGUUUUUGGAGCCAUUAACAUAUGGAGAUUAUCCAAAAAGCAUGCACGAUCUUGUUGGAAAACGCUUACCAAAGUUCACACUCGAAGAAGCUAUGUUGUUGAAGGGCUCCUUUGAUUUUUUGGGACUCAAUUACUAUACUGCAAAUUAUGCUGCUAAUCUUCAUUCUUUCAAUACUGUUAACAUGAGCUUCUCAACAGAUUCUCAAACUAAUCUUACAACCGAGAGAAAUGGAAAAUUGAUCGGUGAUCCGACGAAUGUAAGUAUCUUUUAUGUGUAUCCAAGAGGGCUCAGAGAUCUCCUCGUCUACACCAAGCAAAAGUACAGAAAUCCAACUAUUUAUAUCACAGAAUGUGGAAUUGGCGAUGCUAAUAUUAAUUCAAUAAAGCAAGGGACCAAUGAUCCACAAAGGAUAAAUUUUUACCGCCGUCAUCUUUUAGCCGUUAAGGAAGCUAUUACGGAUAAGGUUGAUGUGAAGGGCUUCUUCCCAUGGUCAUUUUUAGAUAAUUUUGAAUGGGGUUCUGGAUACACUCAAAGGUUUGGUUUAGUUUAUGUGGAUCGCUCACAAGGACUCAAAAGAUAUCUCAAGAAUUCAGCCCUUUGGCUCAAGAAAUUCCUUGAGUAG
Fraxinus pennsylvanica is the source of this 1539-nucleotide messenger RNA. NCBI's taxonomy places the organism in Eukaryota, Viridiplantae, Streptophyta, Magnoliopsida, Lamiales, Oleaceae. The record is from the annotation of a GenBank genome assembly.